CGUCCGCUCAAUUCAUCACCCUUUACGCGACGAACCCCCUUAUUAUACUGUCCCUGAACUUGAACGGGUCAAAACAACAAGCGGUUUCAUGUCACCCGUCCAGCCGUCCAGCUCCCGCGCCUGUCAAUCGAAUCAGCUGGGAAGCUCGGGACGAAGCCACCCGGACGACCCCGGCGGGGGAUCGAUCGUACCCCUAACCUCGUCGCGCACUAGCCAAAAGCGGCUUUCCGGGACCUGAGAGAUGGCGCCCCCGCUCCGGCGAGGUGGCGAGCCCCCGUUGGACGGGCCAACGGAAAGCUCGAGCUGUGUGUGCUUCCCAGCUAAUCUCUAGCCGGGAGUUGAAACGCGUUCCCGUCACGUCGCGCUCGCGUCGAGAAUGUCUUCACCAACUCCGGCCGCCGCCCCGGUUUUUUUUAAACCCUCCCGGGAUCCUCCGCUUGGACGUACGCUGCCAGGACCUGCUAGGAGAUAGCAGUAGCAGUCUGCUGGCUACUAGGUAUUAUCCUCUAGUUGAUCAUCGCAUCAUCAUUGCAAACCUUGCCAAUCUGCCGUCACUUGCGCAGCUCGUGCUUCGUCGAUCGUGCAUGCUACUACUAGCCGUGGUUGCAGCGUCGUUCUAGCCAUGCUUCUCGUGCGAGCGCUGGGUGCAAUGUAGUGGAAGUGUCGUGCUAGUUGGAAGUGAUCUAUUCGAUGGAGCAGCAGCGGAGGCCGGAGGAGCAGAGGGCGGCCGGGCCCUGCGGGCGGCGCGCGCGGGCGGAGACGCGGCACCCGGUGUACCGCGGGGUGCGCCUCCGGGCGGGGAAGUGGGUGUCGGAGAUCCGCGAGCUGCGGAAGCCCAGCAGGAUCUGGCUGGGCACGUACCCGACGCCCGAGAUGGCCGCCGCGGCCUACGACGCCGCCGCAUCGGCGCUGCGGGGCGCCGGCGCGGCGCUCAACUUCCCCGACGCGGCGCGCUCGCGCCCGGCGCCGGCCUCCGCGUCCCCGGAGGACGUCCGGGCCGCGGCCGCCGAGGCAGCGGCGGCGAUGGACGACCGCCUCCGUCUUCGCGAGCCGCGCGGUGACGGUGGCGGCGGCGGUGCGGACGACGCCGUAGCGAUCGUGGACGAGGACGACCUGUUCGAGAUGCCGCGGCUGAUGAUGAGCAUGGCAGAGGGGCUGAUGAUGAGCCCGCCCGCGCUGGGCCCCGCCGCGGCGGCGGCGUCGAUGGAAGCCGAUGAGGAAGGAGUCAGCCUGUGGGAUCACUCUUGAUGCGCUGGCCGGGGACGCUGCUUGCCGUAGUGGAAGGUGGUGUAAGAUGGGGGAGGACGCGCGCCAGCGCCACGACCUCGUGUUGGCGAAUGGGAGCGUGCGCGUUGGAUCACACCUGAUGUGGACAGAGGAAUAUGUGCUGGGGGCAACAUGAACGUUCUGCGACGCGCUUGUACGUACGUUGCGUAGCAUGGACGUGAAAUGGAUGAUGGAGACACGACGCUGGUCGCUGGCACACCUAUGUGAUAAGUUCCAUGGCAGCAGUUCGAAACCUUUUUUUCCUUUGACGUGUCGUCUCCAACAUCUACGACCUAUCCCACUGCAAAUUCAGUUGACUUGCUGCAGCUGCUGUACAACUCCAUCAUCUUUUACGUAACCAAUCUAUUUUUUCCCCAAAACAUAGCAUAAUGCAGAUGCUCGUAUACAUGCAUACACACUCAUCUUUAUGAACGCACGCACUAUGUUUGCUCCGGCAUAUACAUGGAUAAACUUGAAUGCUUGAUGGUUAGGUUAUACUCCAAAAGAGAAGUUUGAUUAAAAUUUAAGAGGAAGAGCUAUAUAUCACUCCUCGGGUGAUCUGAAGCUCUCUGUCACUCGAUUUGCCACCCUUCAAUAUUUCUCUACAUUGCUUCU
Molecule: messenger RNA, 1881 nt
Organism: Panicum hallii
Lineage: Eukaryota; Viridiplantae; Streptophyta; Magnoliopsida; Poales; Poaceae
Product: dehydration-responsive element-binding protein 1F-like
Exons: 1
Coding region: 691-1248 (185 amino acids)
Biological process (GO): regulation of DNA-templated transcription
Molecular function (GO): DNA binding; DNA-binding transcription factor activity
Source: RefSeq, a predicted model, not a curated record